UUAUAUGACCUAAAACCAAAACCCCCUUCAUACUCCCAUUUCUCCAUCCCCUUCUCCUCCACACACGCCGCAUUCUCUGUUUUUUAUACUAAAAUACACCUCAAACAGACCUUGAUCCAUUUCCCAGAUCGAUCUUAACCACACCCCAAAUACAACACAGUUUAAUUGUUCUAAAAUUGCUCAUAGCAAGUGGCUGUGUUCUUCAAGGUCUUGUUAAUGGCUGAUAGCCUGCUAUCAAAUUUGUUAUGUUCAGAAGGUAGUGAGAGUGUUUGUUAUGAUGAUAACGAUGAUCACACCAUUGUGGACUAUCAAAAAAAUGAUAAAAAUCAAUGCUUUAUCAAGAAUCUUGAAACAGAGUGUGAUGUUCUUGAUUUUCCUGUGCAAAGUGACGCCUGUUUGAAUGUAUUGGUUGAAAAAGAAUGCCAACAGUUUGUGGGUUUUCAUUAUUUGGAGAAAAUAAGAAAUGGGAAGUUGGAUUUGGUUGCAAGACAGCAAGCAGUUGACUGGAUUAGAAAGGUUCAUGCUCAUUUCAGCUUUGGACCAUUAUGUGCAUAUUUAUCAAUCAACUAUUUGGACAGAUUUCUUGAUGUCUAUGAUUUCCCUAAAGACAAAGCUUGGAUGAUGCAAUUGCUAGCUGUAGCAUGUCUAUCACUUGCAUCCAAAAUGGAAGAGACUGAAGUACCCCUCAUUCUUGAUUUACAGGUAUGUGAAGCAAGAUAUGUAUUUGAAGCAAAAACCAUUCAAAAAAUGGAGCUUCUUGUGUUGACCACAUUGAAAUGGAGGAUGCAAACCGUGACUCCGUUUUCGUUCAUCGACGCUUUCGUUGAAAAACUUGGUUGUGAUCAACCCAUAUCAAGAUCUUUGAUAUUGAGAGCAACCCAACUCAUAUUAUGCUUAAUUAAUGGGAUUGACUUCUUGGAGUUUAGACCUUCUGAGAUUGCAGCAGGAGUGGCAAUUUCUUUGGUUGGACAAACAAAGAUGUCUUCACUCUUUCAACUUGUACAGAAGGAGAGGAUUCUUAGAUGUGUGGAAUUAGUGAAUAGUGUUUGUACCAAGAGCAUAACAAGUGGUACAACAGUGCCACAAAGUCCCAUUGGUGUGCUUGAAGCAGCAGCAUGUUUGAGUUACAAUAAUAAUAAUAGUGAUGAUUCAGGAGUUGUUGGAUUAACAGCUUUUAAAAGGAGGAGGCUUAAUAAUAAUAAUAGAACACCCUCUCAUCUGGAGCUUUAGAUUGUUCUAUAGUUAGAAGAUGGCAAAUAAAGUGUUUGAAUUUUUUUCAUUUAUUAUUUAAUUUUUGGUAGGGUGGGUGUUUGAUGUUCUUUUGAUCUUUCUAAGAAAGAAAAAAAAAAUGAGUUUUGAGCUUUUAAGGUU
Molecule: messenger RNA, 1371 nt
Organism: Helianthus annuus (common sunflower)
Lineage: Eukaryota; Viridiplantae; Streptophyta; Magnoliopsida; Asterales; Asteraceae
Product: cyclin-D4-1
Exons: 6
Coding region: 217-1230 (337 amino acids)
Biological process (GO): regulation of cyclin-dependent protein serine/threonine kinase activity; mitotic cell cycle phase transition
Cellular component (GO): cytoplasm; cyclin-dependent protein kinase holoenzyme complex; nucleus
Molecular function (GO): cyclin-dependent protein serine/threonine kinase regulator activity
Source: RefSeq, a predicted model, not a curated record